AUGUUCGGAUGUAUAGCCCCGCCGCGGCAGUCCAGAAAUGUCAUGAGAUCCUAUUCACAGGUGACAAAAAAUUUUCCUCUAAAAAAGUAAAUUUUAUUCCAACUUGUUUCUCAGGAUUCUCGAGAAUUCCACGGCGAUCCCCGAUUCCAGCGCCCUGCUUCCGUCGAAAUCCGUCAGCGACAUCAAUCUCUCUCAACUCGAGGUUUUCCCCGGUUUUUUUCGCAACCAGACACCUCGCAACUGCUUCCAGAACGAUCCGCAACUCCGCCAGCGAGCCUGAACCACGCGGACACGCGAACCAAACCGCCGAAAGUAAAACGACUCGACAAAUGGAUCGGCAAUUUGUUGAAUGAACGUAAGCGCCGGGAAGUGUAUGGUGCAUCGGCCCGUGGCAUUGCGUACUAGAACAAAAAAGGUUGAAAUAGCAUUUGGAACAAGUUAAAGUUCCAGAAAAACAAGAAAAUCGUACAAUUCUGGCCUAAAUUGUGGCCUCAAAAGUAUGUUGCCUUUGGAGGCUUAUAUCUCGGAGACCAAUAAUAGUUUCAAAAAGUUGUCAACAGAAAAGUUGUCGAAAAUUUUGUGCUGAACAACUUUGUAAUUGAUCAGUUUAUCUCAAAAUGCGUACAUUCCGAGUUAUGAGCCUUUAUCUGAGCAGUGUUCCUAAAAGAGUGAUGACAAAGUAACGCGACACUUAUCGACAAGUUUUUAGUGGUCUUGGAUACUUUUUUCUCGAUAAAUGUAUCGGCGAAGCGUGGCGAGACCCCGUCUCGUGCUCAUUUCUCGUAGUCCUAUUAGUUAGUACGUGUGGAGCGGCCGUGUCCGAGAUGAUCGGAAGGGGACCGGAGUGUAACAGUCUUUCUCUCUCUCUCUCUCUUCCUCUUUCUUUCAUUGAGUGAGCACAAUCACUCAAUAAUCUCUCCGCUUCUUCUUCUUCUUCUUCUUCUUCUUGACCCCUCUCUCUCUCUCUCUCUCUCUUUCAUUCCCUUACACAAUUACACUUCUUCUCUCUCUCCCCCCCCCCCCUUUCUUUGAAGUAUUAUACUACAACAAUUUGUGACUCAUUUUCUCCCGCAUUUACCAUUUGAUUUACUACUUCCCGCUUCUUCUCUCACAUUUUGGACGUUUUGCAACAACUGGCAGGUUCACUUUUUUGGUUUCUAUCAGUUGCAAAGUGUCUAUUCAAACUCGCAAUGGUUGCAAAACGUCCUAAUGCCUUGAAGGCUCUCACCUCUUGAAUAUCGGCUCUUUGGACGUUUUGCAACUGAACAUUGAAUUGCAAAGUGUCUUGAACAGUUCCUCAAGUAGUUGCAAAACGUCCUACGACAUCCAUGCUCUCUCUCUCUCUCUCUCUCUCUCUCUCUCUCUCUCUCUCUCUCUCUCUUCCUUCUCCUUUUCUUCCUCGCUUCUCACCGUGCCCACCCUAAUACCGUCUAUUCUAGACAAUUUAUCUCAGCUGCCGGUAAAGAUUCAAAAAACUCGUCAACUAAUAAAAUGUCCAGAAAGAUAUUCUACACUUUUUAUCAGUUGACAACUUUUUGAUAUCUCCCUUCGCCGCCGAGAUACAUCGUCCAGAAUAUACAGUAGUCGGAAGCUCUUCUUUUAUAGACAGUAACUCGCUCAUUUCCAGCGGCCCCUUCUCCAAUUCUCUCGGCGCGAAAAAAAGAGAAAAAAGGAGAUGCCGGGCGGUCUGUUCAGUUGGCGUCCGCGUAUUCUGGGCGGUCGGAAGACGCCCGAAGCGACGCAAGCCGUGCAGAUCACAAUUGCGCCGGAGCCGCCCGAACUGCCGGAGCCGGCGGGCAAGACGCGGAACGUGCGGUUCGAGCCGGAGAGCCAGAGGGGACCGGGUCCCCUUCCGGCUCAAAAUGGGUCAAAUGAGUGGACGACGAACAAUUACGGGUGUGAGGCACGAGUCAUCGGCACCGUCCGUCCCGAAAAGAGUACGAGUUCGAAAGAAAACGCGUCGUCCGAUGCACCAUAGCAAAUGAAUUGAAUUGAAACCGACAAUAAUAUCUGUUGCAGGCUCCACCGGAAGAGUGCCAUUGGACAAACCGCCGCCGGCAGACUGGAGAUAUGCGAAUGAUGUGAAGGUACACGUGGCGCCACUCGCCAGCAGUGACAUCGACGCGGACACCAGGUGAGCGUUGGAAAAUACUGGAAAUUUGAGAGGAAAACGCACGAAAAUAGUGUCAAAUUUCGGAAAAACGAGAAAAAACGGUCAACUUUGAGCGAAUAUUGUAGGCUUUGGGGGUAUUCUUCACAACAUUGGCUACAGUAAUCCAGGAAGUGGUUGCACAAGAAAGUUGUCAACUAAUAAAAUUUAGCUCACAAGUUUUGCUUCAUUUUUGCAGUUGAGCACUUUUUUGUACGACCAUUCCCUGGAGUACUGUAGCUCCGCAAAGUUUGGGCGCUGAUAGAAUCAAACAUUUUUCGAUUCCCAACUUCCAGGCGCUACAGUACCCCGGAGAGUGGUCGUAGAAAAAAGUGGUCAACUAGAAAACUGUAGUACUAGAUGUCAAGAAUUAAAAAAAUAACUUUUUAGAACAGUAACCAUUGUCAGAACUCUACAAUAUUCGUUUAAAGUUGGUCAUAUUUCUCAGCUGACAAAAAGUCGAAAUUUUGCUGCUAUUGUCCUGUAAAGUGACAAAUUUGCAGGCACCCCCUGGACACGCCGAACUCUCGCUUCGGACCGCCACCUUCCAGAGCCACGUCGGUACUUCAGAGCCUCAGAGAACAGAAGGAAAAUCUGGAGUACGAGGAGAGAAGACGCGAAGUUUCGACGCUUCCGAGCAACUAUUCGAGCCAGCGGCCAGAGAUUUACGGCACAAUUCAAAGGGGAUACGACACGGCGAGCAGGACCGAAUCGCAUUUGUGAGUGCUCCGGCAGGUUUUCGUGGCGAGACCCUUGACGUUGCAGACACUCUUCGGAAUACUCGUCGACGAAGCAUCUGGACGACAUGAACGUGGUGUUCCUUCAAGCGAACGACGAGGUGAAACGGACUCUGCUGCCGCGGAACCUCCACUCGAUGCACCAAGUCAAGAUGUCGUUCGUCCGCACGUUUCCGAAUGUGACGCGUUCUUUUGUGGAGCAACCGCACGUCAAGAUCUACAUCCAGGAGCCGAGCAAAGGGGCGCUCUUCUACGAACUCGAGGAUCCGGGCGACAUCAAGAACAAAUCGGUGCUUCGGCUGCGAGAGAAGACGAGAAUGACGUCGCCGAUCGGAUAUCUGGAGCAGCAGCCGGACUAUCACUCGGAGACGGAGCACGACGACGGACGACGGACGGUGCCGAUCGGACUGCGGCCCGCAUCCGCAAUGGCCGCGCCCACCGUCGACUUUAUGCACAAACAGAAGCCCGUCUACGACAUCUACUCGGAUCCGUACAACUCGGAUACGAGCAGUCACGACAGCCGCAGUGUCACGAGAUCCGGAUCGGCGACGCCCGUCAUUGACAGAGAAUCCAGGUACGUCCAGAGACACUUUGACACUUUAAAGGACCAGGGAACCCAAAAAUGUUUUGAUUUUUUUGUGAAAUUUUUUGUGUCUGUUUGAAUUGUUGCCUCACUUAUUGCCUCAUACACUGGUGAAAUGCUGCCUCUCAAAAAUGCCAAUGAACGAAACGGCGUGCAGUUGAAGUUGUGGCCGUGGCCUAGAAAUAUGCGCUUCUCGGCCAUUUUAUUUUUUCCGCUUUUUUACCGGUUUUUUCGCGAUAAAAUCGAAAAACUCGCGACUUCGUAUCGACUGAAUGAAAACAAUUUUUAGCAGUGAAAAAAUAAGUAAGUGCCGAACAAAUGUCAAUCAACAGAAAAAUGGGAGAAACCGUUAAUUUUUGGAAAAAAAAGCGGUAAAAAAGCGGAAAAAAUAAAAUGGCCGAGAAGCGCAUAUUUCUAGGCCAUUGGCGCUAGGCCACGGCCACAACUUCAACUGCACGCCGUUUCGUUCAUUGGCAUUUUUGAGAGGCAGCAUUUCACCAGUGUAUGAGGCAAAAAAAUUUCACAAAAAAAUCAAAAAAUUUUUGGGUUCCCUGUUCCUUUAAAAGUGUCCAGAAUAGUUGAAAAACGAGAAGAAUGAGAGAGUUUCAGAGUGCGAAUGGAGACAAUGGAACGUCAACUGGCGGGACUGUCCAAUCUGGUGCACACGGCGCUCGUGAGCAAGGGAAUGAGCGAAACGACGCAGAGAGACAUGGCCGAGCUGCGCAGAGAGGUCAGCUUUUCACUAAAUUACUGAUUGCCUGGUCCCUGUAUUGAAAUACUGCCCAACAAAUUGCACCGUUGACGAACGAAUCCUAUGCUAGAAUCCCUCUCCUAAACCAGCUUGUGAGCCCCGUGCCGACUGCUUGCAGAUCCUUUCGAUGCACCCGGAGCAGCCGAGGGACUCGUCCGAAGAGCCCGCUUCUUCUUCUUCUCUCUCCGACUCCAUCUCCUCGCACACCGCCUACCAACUCUCCGUUUUCCGUAACAAACUCAAAGAGACGCACAACGAACUGCGUCAUUUGAAGAAUUCCGCACAGGUUUAAAGCGCGAACGCAUGCCUGGAAGAGCUUUUUCUAGGCCACGCACCCGAGAUAACAUUUACCAUUGAAAUUCCAGUCAAACAACUUUUUUCAAUGCGCUUGUGCUCUAGUGGACUUGCUGGCCGAGAAUUUUCUCGGCCAUCGUGUUCGUUGGAGCCUAAACACAGUUUUUUGCAUUUCUAGUGACAUUUUUAGGUGAACGCCCAGACGGGAAACACGCUGCUGCGGGAAGCGGGCGAUAAAAUCGGGCGAAUCGUCGCGGACCGGCUCAAAAAUGCUCCGGGAGCCGGCGGUCCGAUUCUGCAGCCAAUUGCGGCCCGAUUGACGCCCCCGCGCGACGAAAUCGACGAAUCGGAAAGGAAUGAGCACGCGAGCCGACUCGCAGAGCUCCUCCAUUCGUUGACGUGAGUUCCGAACGGAUUCUGAUGCCAUCACGUCGCGAUUGUGUGCUUCAGAAGCUUCGAAACGAACGUGGAAACUGUGCGUGGGAGUGUUUUAUCGAAUCAGAAGAAAUUGAGAAUGAGCGAAGUGGAGGACAUGACCGAGAAACUGACGAACAUUGGAAGGAUCGCCGCCGAGCUCAAGAGUACGCUCUUAAACGACUUUUGUAGAACUUUUAGAGAUCUCGUGAGGUUCUCAAAACUUUUCUGUAAAAUCUCGAGAUCUAGUACUGUCUUUUUGUAGUUGAUGCUUUUUUUGUACGACCACUCUCUGGAGUACUGUAGCUCCGCGAAGUUAGCGCUCUAAAUAUUAGUUUUGCUAUUGUGUACUAGCUUCCAAAGGCUACAGUACUCCAGGGAGGGACUGUACGGAAAUUUUGUCAACUACAAAGAUAAAGUACGGAUUAUUAACUUUAUUUUUGUAGUUGACAAUUUUUCCGUACAAUUACUCCCUGAACUACUGUAGCGCCUGGAAGUUGGCGCCUACAAAAUUACGCGUAAUGUGCAGCCCCUAACUGCCCGGAGCUACAGUACUCCAGAAAAUGGUCGUACAAAAAAGUAAUCAAGUACAAAAAUACAGUACUAGAAGUCAAGUUUUCACAAAACAAAUUUGAGAACCAUUCGAUGUUUCUCGGUUCUACAAUACCCGUUCAAAGUAAACCUUCCGAAUCCCUUCUUUUUCAGCCGACUUCCCACCGAUCCAAAUGUCGAUCGAACAGCGGAUCAAACGGGACAUGGAGCGGGUGGUCCGCGAGGAAAAGUUCAUUCGCGACCAGAAUGUGGCCGUGGACCAGAGCCUCCGCCGCUGCAAGGCCCUCGCCAACAUAAUGGUGACGAUGAAGAAGUUGGCGAUGGUGCAGGACCCGUCGAUCCAACGGCGGAAGAAGGGAUCCGAAGGGACCGUGAUGGGCAGUCCCCGGCUUCCUCCGAAGCCCUCCGUCGGCCAGGCGAUCGCCUCGAAUCCGCCCGUUCAACUACAGUUCCCGCCGCCUUCUCCGCCGGGAUUCCAGCAGGCUCCGCCCCCUCCGCCCCCGCCGCCGCCAUUGGCUCACGUGCCGCCGAUUGGAACUCAUGAGCAGAGUUUUGGUCCCAGGUAUUGUAUAUUAAACACAUUUUUCUUCGAAAUUUAUUCGUCAAACAUACAAAAGAGCCAUUGCAGAGCCUCUCCUCAAUUCGUACCUCUUCCACCGGCUCCUCCUCCGAAACUGAGUUACAUCGACCAAUCCGCUCCAGUUGCUCAUCCUCCGACCGUCGUAAAAGUGGCCCCGCUGGUCGAGUACGUUCCGUCGCCAAAGUCCCCGGUGGCCGAACUGGACGGCAUCCUCGAAGAAGUCGGCGAGCCGGGCGGUCCUCCGCGGCCGCCCAGUCGUUACUCGGUGGCCGACGUGCGGCUCAAGUUCCAGAAGCCGCCGGAACUGCCCGAUCAGUUGCGGAGCAUGAUCGAGGACGUCGCGCGGAGGGCGUCUCCGGGUCCCGAGCAGAUGGACAAUAGACGGGCGGAUCUGGAGGAGCGGCAGGAGAGAUUGGCCGAGAAGCAGCGCCAGUUGAGGACCCAAUUCCAGCAGUUGCAGCAGUUGGCGCCCCUUCCUUGA
Messenger RNA from Caenorhabditis sp. 36 PRJEB53466, 6541 nucleotides. The record is from the annotation of a GenBank genome assembly. NCBI's taxonomy places the organism in Eukaryota, Metazoa, Nematoda, Chromadorea, Rhabditida, Rhabditidae.